Messenger RNA from Zonotrichia albicollis (white-throated sparrow), 2843 nucleotides. The record is from RefSeq and is a predicted model, not a curated record. Lineage: Eukaryota; Metazoa; Chordata; Aves; Passeriformes; Passerellidae.
UCGCCUCCAAGUGCUGGUUAAUAUUUUUUGCAGCAGGGGCCAAGGGGACGGAAGAGGAGGAGGAGGAGGAGGAGAGCAUCAGAGGAAGGCAGGGGCCCCACCAUAUCCUAGCAGGGAAAGGCAGCCUGGAGAGAGCCUUGCUGUCAGCCGGGACCUGCCGGCCGAGACCGGGCUGCACACGGGCUGGGUGCAGAACGGGGGGCUCUUCAUCGCCUCCAACAAGCAGCGCCUGGAUGAGUACAAGAGGCUCAUGUCGCUGGGGAAGGUGUAUGGAGUGGAGUCCCACGUGCUGACGCCGGCACAGACCAAGGACCUGUACCCCCUGAUGAACGUUGAUGACCUCUAUGGCACCCUGUACGUCCCCAAGGAUGGCACCAUGGACCCUGCUGGCACCUGCUCCACCCUGGCCAGGGCAGCGACUGCCAGGGGCGCUACGAUCAUCGAGAACUGCCCGGUCACGGGCAUCCAGGUGAGGACUGAUGAUUUUGGGGUGAAGAGGGUGCAUGCAGUGGAGACAGCCCACGGCACCAUCCAGACUCCCUGCGUGGUGAACUGUGCAGGAGUGUGGGCACGGGCCCUGGGCCGGCUGGCAGGUGUGCACGUGCCGCUGGUGGCCAUGCACCACGCCUACGUGGUGACCGAGCGCAUCGAGGGCAUCCAGAACAUGCCAAACGUUCGUGAUCACGACGCCUCGGUCUAUCUGCGUCUCCAAGGCGAUGCCCUCUCCGUGGGUGGAUAUGAGUCAAACCCCAUCUUCUGGGAGGAGGUAUCUGAAAAAUUUGCUUUUGGCCUCUUUGACCUGGACUGGGAUGUUUUCAUGCAACACAUUGAGGGUGCUGUCAACAGGGUGCCAGUUCUGGAGAAAACAGGAAUUAAAUCCACUGUCUGUGGGCCAGAGUCAUUCACAGCUGACCACAAACCACUCAUGGGAGAAGCUCCUGAGGUCCGAGGGUUCUUCCUCGGCUGCGGCUUCAACAGCGCCGGGAUGAUGCUGGGAGGUGGCUGUGGCAGGGAAUUGGCUCACUGGAUCAUCCAUGGCCGGCCAGAGAAGGACAUGUAUGGCUACGACAUCAGGAGGUUCCACCACUCCCUGACCGACAACAACCGCUGGAUGCGCGAGCGCAGCCACGAGUCCUACGCCAAGAACUAUUCCGUGGUGUUCCCCCACGACGAGCCCCUGGCAGGACGCAACAUGAGGAAGGACCCCCUGCACGAGGAGCUGCUGCAGCAGGGCUGUGUUUUCCAGGAGAGGCACGGCUGGGAGAGACCUGGCUGGUUCAGCCCUGGGGGAGCAGCCCCGGUCCUGGACUAUGAUUACUACGGUGCCUACGGCCACGAGCGCCACAGGGACUACAAUUACAACCGCCUGCUGGGGGACGAGUACACCUUCGACUUCCCUCCUCACCAUGACAUCAUCAAGAAGGAAUGUUUAACGUGCAGGAACGCCCUGGCUCUCUUUGACAUGUCUUAUUUUGGGAAGUUCUACCUGGUUGGGCCUGAAGCUACCAAAGCAGCAGACUGGCUGUUCAGUGCUGAUGUGAGCAAAGCCCCAGGCUCCACCGUGUACACCUGCAUGCUGAACCGCCAGGGCGGCGUGGAGAGCGACCUGACCGUGAGCAGGAUCAGCCCCGGCACCCCGGGCUCCCCCCUGGCCCCUGCCUUUGAAGGGGAUGGAUAUUACCUGGCCAUCGGCGGGGCCGUGGCUCAGCACAACUGGUCCCACAUCACCACCGUGCUGCAGGACAUGAAAUUCCAGUGCAAACUCCUCGACUGCUCUGAGGAGCUGGGCAUGAUGAGCAUCCAGGGCCCGCUGAGCCGUGCUGUCCUGCAGGAAGUGCUCGACACCGACCUCAGCAACGAGGCCUUCCCCUUCUCCACGCACAAAAUCACCACAGCUGCAGGAUGCCAGGUCCGUGCCAUGAGGCUGUCGUUUGUGGGCGAGAUGGGCUGGGAGCUGCACGUGCCCAGGGCUGACUGUGUGAAGGUUUAUAGGGCAGUGAUGCAGGCGGGAGCGCGGCAUGGCAUCGCCAACGCCGGCUACAGAGCCAUCGACAGCCUCAGCAUCGAGAAAGGGUACAGACACUGGCACGCAGACCUGCGCCCCGAUGACACCCCGCUGGAAGCAGGGCUGGCCUUCACCUGCAAGCUCAAGUCCAGCAUCCCCUUCCUGGGCCGGGAGGCCGUGGAGGCACAGAAAGCCAAGGGCAUCUUCCGCCGCCUCGUGUGCUUCACCACCGAGCAGAAGGUGCCCAUGUUCGGCCUGGAGGCGGUCUGGAGGGACGGGCAGGUGGUCGGCCACAUCCGCCGGGCAGAUUUUGGGUUUGCCAUCGACAAAACCAUCGCCUACGGCUACAUCCGAGACCCUGCAGGGGGCCCGGUUUCCCUGGAUUUUGUGAAGAGCGGCAGCUACGAGCUGGAGCGGAUGGGAGUGACCUUCCCGGCCCGAGCUCACACCAAAUCCCCGUUCGACCCCGACAACAAACGUGUGAAAGGCUUUUACUGAAGGCUGAUGGGCUGCCCAGAGGGCAGAGGAGCUGCGGGCUGAACUCCUGGCCCCUGCUGGCUCCGGGGUCAGCUGCAAGAGCCGGGCAACCCCCUGGAACUCACCAAGCCACUGUGGGUCAAAUCAAGGGGAGAGGAGGAAAAGAUUCCAAAAAGUGCAAAGACUCUGCUGCUCUGUUUGCCCAGUGAAGCGGGGACACUGCAGCAAUAAUUCUUUUCCAUGGGUUAAUUGGCCUGCAAACAGUGUUUGGUCUCACUGUGUGUGAAGUGGUUUCAAUUUUUGUCUGUGCUGGAAUCUCUUUCCCCCAAAUGUAGCCUGGAAAUGAAUUUUUUUUAAAGUA